This is a messenger RNA of Macadamia integrifolia, 492 nucleotides long. RefSeq lists its product as uncharacterized. Lineage: Eukaryota; Viridiplantae; Streptophyta; Magnoliopsida; Proteales; Proteaceae. The record is from RefSeq and is a predicted model, not a curated record. The transcript has a single exon. Bases 1 to 492 code for a protein of 163 amino acids.
AUGGGGAAUAGCACAUCUUGUGCUCCUACAAUUAUCUCAGGUGGAGCAGUAAAGGUCUUGUUCAGUGAUGGGAGACUGGAGGUGUACACAAGACCUAUCAAGGCAGCUGAGCUGAUGCUAGAGAACCCAAGGCAAUUCGUGUGCAACUCUAACGAUCUCAAGGUGGGUCACAGGAUUCUAGGCCUCGCAGCCGAUGAAGAACUGGAAAAGCGACAGCUCUACUUCAUUCUUCCCAUGGAUUUGCUCUACUCGGUGCUUACUAAUGAGGAGUUAUUAUCUAUCUCAUACAAAGCUUCCAGAGCAGUGAAGCAUGGAAGCUCCAACAACAUUGGAAGGAUAUUUCCUGUUUUGGGUGACUUUUGUAUCUUCCCUUCAGAAGUCAAGACAUUAGAGUCACCAGAGAGAAAGCCACAGCCCACAAAAAGAUACUCCAGAGAGAGAUCAUGGAAGCCUGCGUUGGAUACCAUACUCGAAACUCCAAUUUGGGUCUGA